AUGGCCUUUUUUCUGUUGAGAGGACGCCUGAAUCCGCUUCGGUAUUUGAGCAUCCGCAGUCUCGCCAUCAAACGAAAAGAAGAUUUGAACAGUGUGCGUCUUCUUAAAAGUAAAAAGGCAGCCUCGAAAAUCGACCAUAUCGUGCCGCGGAUCUCCGUUAAAAAAGCCCUUUUCGCCGAGCAGCUCUCACUGGCAAACGACUUCGAUUCGAUGUUUUUCUUC
Mesorhabditis belari is the source of this 222-nucleotide messenger RNA. NCBI's taxonomy places the organism in Eukaryota, Metazoa, Nematoda, Chromadorea, Rhabditida, Rhabditidae. The record is from the annotation of a GenBank genome assembly.